This is a messenger RNA of Porites evermanni, 5778 nucleotides long. NCBI's taxonomy places the organism in Eukaryota, Metazoa, Cnidaria, Anthozoa, Scleractinia, Poritidae. The record is from the annotation of a GenBank genome assembly.
AUGUUUUCCUAUUCACAUAUGUUUAGUGUUGGACGCAAAAGGGACUUUAAUCCUGCUGAUUUUUCGCCCGUGCAGUGCAUCAGACCAGACGACAACAUGAAUGAAUCUUCGGAGAACGCAAACAGUUGUUCUCUUCCCACGGCUCAUGGUAUUCCACUGAUCGCAAUCAAUUUUAUCAUAUGCGUUCUGGGAUCACUUGGAAACUUCCUGGUUUGUUUGGCCAUUACUACAAACUCUCGCCUACGCAGAGCCUCAAACUACCUUUUAUUCAGUUUAGCGAUCGCUGAUCUAAUCGCCACUUUGGUAUGCGAACCACUACUUUUGAAAGUAAUAAUCCAGAGGACAUUUUUCUAUGAGUGCACAAAGAGGCUGCAGCGUACGUACUCCAUUUUAUCCCAAAUUUCAUGCAGCAGUUCAGUUUUACAUAUGGUUGCAAUCAGUUUUGAUCGUUUCGUUGCCGUUGUGUUUCCACUACGGCACAAGAACUUCAUCGAAGGAUGCGGACUUAAGUUUAUGCUUAUGAUAUCCUGGUCAUUGCCGAUUCUUUUGACUGUUUUGAGGUCUAUCGUUCCGCGGACCACCUAUCCUGCCCACUUUAUCGGAUUGGGAACUUUUGCCCUCUGCUAUCUCUUUAUUUUCUUUUUCUAUUUCCUAAUUGUGCUAUUUCUGCUCCACCACAGAAAGAAAAGAAAGCACCUAGGUGCCCGAACAAAUUCUAUGAAAGUGACUUUCAGGAGGGAGGUCCGUGUUGCUUGCACAUUGGCUAUCGCAAUCAGCGUUUUCACGGCUUGUUGGGUUCCUCUGAUGACUGUAUUCUUUGCCGCUGGAAAACUAAUUAUAAAUCGAAACGGCUCUCUACUCAUGUGGCUCCGAACCCUGGCUCUCUCCAACUCAGCCAUGAACUUUCUGAUCUACUCUGCUAAAAUCAGGGACUUCAAAGAGGCAUACAUUGAUAUUUUUCGAAAGAUGCUCCGCCUGUAGAGGUCUUAACUUUUACUACUUUUUCAAGAACUCAGAGAGUUUUAGGAAGCUGAACUUGUGAGCGGUCCUAAUCUUUAUCAAAAGAUUACUUCAGUGUUUUACAAACGUGACGUCUCAGUACCUUAGUCCUGCCUGGCAUUGUCUCUUUCAAAGGAGAAGCCAGUCUCACAAUCACGCCAGUUGUUCAAGAAACUGCACUUUGGCAAAAAACCGACGUCAGCCAGGGGCACCAGACAGAUUAUUCGCUGCCAAAGUGUAAAAUAUCCGCUAAAGGGAGUAAAUAUUAUCUGAAAAGUUCCAACGAAAGAACAAAAAGACAAACUUUUCUAGCGCCCCAUUCACACCGAAGCCUAAACAUGUUUAAAAGUUGUUUGCUUAAACACGGUUUAAAAUUGUUUCGUUCAUAAAAGAAUGAGCUGCUUACUAACUUACGUGUUAAUUGCAAAUUUAGUGCAAAUUACAAGACAUAAUGAAUUUUAUGUGAAUAUUGUUCUGUGAAACCUGGUUUAAUCAAACAUGUUUAGUUGCUUGUUAAUAGGGCAUAGGUGUUUACUGCAUUUCCGAGGUUUUUCGGAACUGUAGUACACUCCACUUCCCCACAAUUUUCUGAAGCGGGGAUUUUCACGCCUUAAUCACUAGAUUUGGUUGAUAUCUUGAGAAAGGUCCCCUAGUAGCAGCUAGGAAUUUCGGGAAGGAUAGGGGAAGUCCUCGAAGGGGAGUACCUCCAGCAAAGUUAGAGUAGAGGUGUGCCGCCGAGGCCCUCACACCCUGACCUUGUUUUUAAGGCAAAAAACAAAUUUCGUGACUUCAUUUUGCUACCCUAUCCUUAUCCUAUGAUCCUGAUUCGUUUCGUUUUGCAUACAGAAUUAGGUAAUUUCCAAAAUUUUUUCAAAAUAACCUCAUGGAAUUGGAUUUUUUAAGAAAAAAUUGUUAGUGCCACAGAUGUAGACCGCUCCUCGCCAAUCUUCACACUCUUUUAAAGGAUUCCGGUCCAAGGAGACACCUUCUUCAAGACGCUAAAUUGGGAAAUUUUAUACCCCGUUUUAAGACUCAAGACCCUGAUCAAAGAAGGCUAUGCCUAAUGUAUUUUAGUAUAAUUACAUUGAUGAUUAUCGAAAAUAGAGCGCUAUGAUUAUAAUCAUCGAUGUUAUUAUACUAAUAUCGGGGAAGAGUCGCAUCGACUUCGUCUCGGUGACUAUUCGCCGAUAUUCACGUCGCCUUGGGCGAUUAAUUGUUAAAUAUUGCUAUCAGUGAUUAAUAAUGGAAUUGAAUUCAUGAAGGUAGGAGCUGGACAUUAUAUAGCAGUAAGAAACACUGACUCAGUUUUUGUUGUUGCUGUUGUUGUUUUAACAAUUAUAGCCUAAGCUUCCAAAGCUGAACGCCCGGCUGACCGUAGCUUGUGUGCGUGAAAGAAAAUAUUUCAUGCCUGUAAAUUGCGGGCGGGACAAGCUAUUCGUGUUUUAUCAUUUGAUUUCAAUUGCCUUUCAUCUCGUAGAUAUACUCUUAAACAUAGUGUCUGUGUCUUUCUUUGGUCGAUUUAGAAGGGAUUUGGGCGCCAGACCAGAAGCGGUCUCUCCGUUCCAUUUUAAAAACUACAGUAGUGUCAAGCGCGUCAAGCACGAAUGAAACAGGAGUGUAGGUAUCUAAUUUGAAGUAAUAAUCAUUUACGAGCGCUGCGGUAGUUGACCGCAAAAGUGUUACGGUGAUGGAUACUCAACUGGAUGAUUACGUCACUUCAUAGCAACCAGACGGUACGAAUUUUUUAACUUCCGGAGCGCUGAGGCUCGUAGUGCUCAAAAAUGAAACUACACAGCCAUGCAUGUUUUGAAAUUCACAACAAAUUCCAAUGAUCUUUUCAGUGAAAUUUUUUCGUUUAAAUUGUUACAAACGUUUUCCCGUUGUAAUUGUAACUCGCCGAUAUAAUGGUGGAAAUCAAGUAAUAUGAUAUUGUCCUGAGCAGAUAUUAUGCGUCGACACUGAAUCGAUCAAGGCUAAAAACUUCACAAACACAAUACCGGUACAAUGUUUUUAAUGCAGAAAAUGGGUCUUCAAUAACAACAACUUAGUAAAGUAACAGGAAUAACGACGAUGCCUAACUUAGUUCAUCUAGUCAACAGCCUCUUAAUUAGUUAUCUUUUUUCCACAUUUAAUUCACGUCUUCAUAUUGACCAUAGCCUGGAUUACCCAACUAAACUAUAUAACAACAUGAACUUGUGAGCGGUCCUAAUCUUUAUCAAAAGAUUACUUCAGUGUUUUACAAACGUGACGUUAGUACUUUAGUCCUGCCUGGUAUUUUCUAUUUCAAAGGAGAAGCCGUUCUCACAAUGACGCCAGUUGUUCAAGAAACUGCACUUUGGCAAAAAACCGACGUCAGCCGGGGCACCAGACGGAUUAUUCGCUGCCAGAGUGUAAAAUAUCCGCUAAAGGGAGUAAAUAUUAUCUAAAAAGUUCCAACGAAAGAACAAAAAGACAAACUUUUCUAGCGCCCCAUUCACACCGAAGCUUAAACAUGUUUAAAAGCUGUUUGCUUAAACACGGUUUAAUAUUGUUUCUUUCAUAAAAGAAUGAGCUGCUUACUAACUUACGUGUUAAUUGCAAAUUUAGUGCAAAUUACAAGGCAUGAUGAAUUUUAUAUGAAUACUGUUCUGUGAAACCUGGUUUAAUGAAACAUGUUUAGUUGCUUGUUAAUAGGGCAUAGGUGUUUGCUCCAUUUCCGAGCUUUUUCGGAACUGUAGUACACUCCACUUCCCCUCAAUUUUCUGAAGCAGGGAUUUUCACGCCUUAAUCACUAGAUUUGGUUGAUAUCUUGAGAAAGUUCCCCUAGUAGCAGCUAGGAAUUUCGGGAAGGAUAGGGGAAGUCCUGGAAGGGGAGUACCUCCAGCAAAGUUAGAGUAGAGGUGUGCCGCCGAGGCCCUCACACCCUGACCUUGUUUUUAAGGCAAAAAACAAAUUUUGUGACUUCAUUUUGCUACCCUAUCCUUAUCCUAUGAUCCUGAUUCGUUUCGUUUUGCAUACAGAAUUAGGUAAUUUCCAAAAUUUUUCAAAAUAACCUCAUGGAAGUGGAUUUUUUAAGAAAACAUUGUUAGUGCCACAGAUGUAGACCGCUCCUCGCCAAUCUUCACACUCUUUUAAAGGAUUCCGGCCAAGAAGACACAUUCUUCAAGACGCUAAAUUGGGAAAUUUUAUACCCUGUUUAAGACUAAAGAUCCCGAUCAAAGAAGGCUAAGCCUAAUGUAUUUUAGUAUAAUUACAUUGAUGAUUAUCGAGAAUAGAGCGCUAUGAUUAUAAUCAUCGAUGUUAUUAUACUAAUAUCGGGGAAGAGUCGCCUCGACUUCGUCUCGGUGACUUUUCGCCGAUAUUCACGUCGCCUUAGGCGAUUAAUUGUUAAAUUUUCCUAUCAGUGAUUAAUAAUGGAAUUGAAUUCAUGAAGGUAGGAGCUGGAUCUUAUAUAGCAGUAAGAAACACUGACUCAGUUUUUGUUGUUGUUGUUGUUGUUUUAACAAUUAUGGCCUAAGCUUCCAAAGCUGAACGUCCGGCUGACCGUAGCUUGUGUGCGUGAAAGAAAAUAUUUCAUGCCUGUAAAUUGUGGGCGGGACAAGCUAUUCGUGUUUUAUCAUUUUAUUUCAAUUGCCUUUUAUCUCGUAAAUAUACUCUUAAACAUAGUCGGCAAUAUAAACGAUAUGACUUAGCUGUGUGUCUGUGUCUUUCUUUGGUCGAUUUAGAAGGGAUUUGGGCGCCAGACCAGAAGCGGUCUCUCCGUUCGAUUUUAAAAACUACAGUAGUGUCAAGCGCGUCAAGCACACAUGAAACAGGAGUGUAGGUGUCUUAUUUGAAGUAAUAAUCAUAACUGUGAGCAGACGAGAGAAGGGAGAGAGAAAUGAUCCCUCUUCUUAGCAAAGGAAGUCUCCAGCUUCUUAGUAUAGCUAAGUGUCUAGAUAUAAUCGGCGAAAAAAACUAUUUAUGAGACACCUUGUACUCAACCUCACUAUUUCCUGACACGACUAUUUAAUUUCCAAAGACCAUCCUCUCUUGCAAUCACUAAGUAGAAAGCCCACCUCCCGCCUUCCACUGUUCCCAAAAAUUAAUUGGGGUACUAUCCAAGCUACAAAGGUGUAAUAUAAACAAUCAUCUAUCUAGCGCGAGCCCUCUAAAUUUUGGCGUACCUCAAGGGUCAAUAAUCGGUCCUCUUCUUUUCUUGAUCUAUAUAAAUGAUCUACCAAAUUGUUUGAAUGUGGGCUCUCUUAGAAUGUAUGCCGACGACACUAAUGUUACCUUUUCUGCAGCUCACGGCUAUACCUGAUCUUGAGUCCCAAAUCGAUAGUGACCUGAAAUAUAUUGAUCGCUGGCUCAAAGCUAAUAAGUUAAGUCUCAAUGUCGCCAAUUAAAAACAGAGUUUAUGGUUAUUAGCUCGAGGCAGAAACUACAGUCCUUAAAUGACUACGCAGUAAACAUUCAUAUAGACGGCGUGCCAAUAAACGAAAGCAAUCAAACAAAUAUCUCAGGCUUAUCAUUGAUGAAAAUCUCUCGUGGAAGGCCCACAUUCAUGAAAUCUCUAAAAAAGUAUUAUCCGGUAUCAGUGCUCUUAGGCGGGUCAGGCCAUUUGUUUUAAUGCACACUGCAAUUAAAAUAUACAAAGGUUUUAUCGAACCACACUUCGAUUAUUGCAGUGCUGUAUGGGAUGGCUUGGCCCAACAGCUUAGUGAGAAACUUCAAAAUCGUGCUAUCAGAGUUAUCACCAAAUCUAGCUAUGAUACUAGUUCCAGAUUUCUUCUUACCUCGCUUGGUUGGGACAAUUAA